Clavispora lusitaniae ATCC 42720 is the source of this 396-nucleotide messenger RNA. RefSeq lists its product as uncharacterized. Gene Ontology annotation, molecular function: N,N-dimethylaniline monooxygenase activity; flavin adenine dinucleotide binding; NADP binding. The record is from RefSeq and is a predicted model, not a curated record. NCBI's taxonomy places the organism in Eukaryota, Fungi, Ascomycota, Pichiomycetes, Serinales, Metschnikowiaceae.
AUGCCUUCUAAAAAAUUUAGGUCUUUCGCUGAAGAAACAGAAGUGCCAGUGGCUGUUCCUGGACAUGUUAAGCGUGUAGCUAUUAUUGGAGGAGGUGCGUCUGGUGCUAUUACUCUCGAUUCUUUGGUCCAAGAGAAUAGCUUUGAUGAGAUUGUCUUAUUCGAGAGAAGAGACGUGCUCGGAGGAAUUUGGGUUUUAGAUGAAAACCCAAUCGAUACACCGAAUGAUGUAUUGCAAGCAGGAGAAACAAGCGCUACAAUUGACCCUCCUUUGCCUAAUCCUUUCAGAGAUGGUCCGCCGGGGGAAAAGGUUCGGAAACUUCGACCAUCACAAAUAAGAUUUGAACAAACGCCAAGUUGUCAUGGUAUGACCACAAACAUCAUUGAGAAAUUCAUG